Molecule: messenger RNA, 1431 nt
Organism: Pimephales promelas (fathead minnow)
Lineage: Eukaryota; Metazoa; Chordata; Actinopteri; Cypriniformes; Leuciscidae
Gene: psmd6
Product: proteasome 26S subunit, non-ATPase 6
Biological process (GO): proteasome-mediated ubiquitin-dependent protein catabolic process
Cellular component (GO): proteasome regulatory particle
Molecular function (GO): protein binding
Source: RefSeq, a predicted model, not a curated record
GCGUCGUUGUCUCCAGAGCAGGAGGAAGUGAAUGUACCGAUUUUUUUUGUUUAGAUUUCCCCCUAGUCAUCGUUGCCACUACUAGUUCAUCGUUAUCAUUCCCAGCCGUAACAUAUUCUCCCGUUGUUCUGUAGUCAUUUUUUAGCUCUGCAAAUAUGCCGUUGGAAAACCUGGAGGAAGAGGGUUUACCGAAAAACCCUAAUCUGAGAAUAGCUCAGCUGAAGUUUUUACUGACUCACAAACAGGAUGCUAAAGUGAAGAGCGAGCUGAUGGACGCCAUCAAACUCAACAAUAUGGCCCCAUACUAUGAAACUCUGUGUAAAGAUCUGAAAUGGCAGGCGGACACGGAUCUGUUGAGUAAGAUGAAGAAAGAAAAUGAGGACGAGCUGAAACGUCUGGAUGAUGUUUUGGAAGAUGCCGAGAAGAACCUCGGCGAGAGUGAGAUCAGGGAUGCCAUGAUGGCCAAAGCUGAAUAUCUCAUACGCAUCGGUGACAAGGAAGGGGCCCUGACUGCCUUCAGGAAGACCUAUGACAAGACUGUUGCUCUUGGUCAUCGCUUAGAUAUUGUUUUCUACCUGCUGAGGAUCGGCCUGUUUUAUAUGGACAACGACCUCAUAACACGCAACACCGAGAAAGCCAAAAGUCUGAUUGAAGAAGGUGGUGACUGGGACCGGAGGAAUCGUCUGAAGGUGUAUCAGGGUCUCUACUGCGUGGCCAUUCGGGAUUUCAAGCAGGCAGCGGAGCUCUUUCUGGACACUGUCUCCACAUUCACCUCGUAUGAGCUUAUGGACUACAAGACGUUUGUUACAUACACUGUGUAUGUGUGUAUGAUCGCACUGAAGAGGCCUGACCUGAGAGAGAAGGUGAUUAAAGGUGCUGAGAUCUUGGAGGUGUUGCACAGUUUACCUGCCGUCCGUCAGUACCUCUUCUCUCUCUACGAGUGCCGUUAUUCUGUAUUCUUCCAAUCAUUGGCUCGAGUGGAACAGGAGAUGAAGCAAGACUGGUUGUUUGCUCCUCAUUACCGUUACUAUGUUCGAGAGAUGCGCAUCCUGGCCUACAGCCAGUUACUGGAAUCCUACCGCUCCCUCACGCUGGGAUACAUGGCUGAAGCGUUUGGAGUCAGCACAGAGUUCAUCGACCAGGAGUUGUCACGAUUUAUCGCUGCUGGACGUUUACAUUGCAAGAUCGACAAAGUUAAUGAGAUUGUGGAAACCAACAGACCUGAUAGUAAGAACUGGCAGUACCAAGAAACCAUAAAGAAAGGUGAUCUCCUGCUCAACAGAGUGCAGAAGCUGUCCAGAGUGAUCAACAUGUAGUCCAGCAUGUGGCGAUUGAUCGAUACCCAUCUUUUCUUGAGAGCAACCUGUCUUUUGUUUUAUGUACAGUAUAUAAUAAAACUGAAUUGGAGGAAACAGAGUUUCUCUGUUGUGU